Staurois parvus is the source of this 333-nucleotide messenger RNA. NCBI's taxonomy places the organism in Eukaryota, Metazoa, Chordata, Amphibia, Anura, Ranidae. The record is from the annotation of a GenBank genome assembly.
AUGUAUGUGAAAUGUUUUGAAACAGUAAUGUUUUACUAUGUGAUUUUAGUGUAUUAGUGAAUGUCAGUUUUUAAAAUUUUCACAUUUCCUGCCGGUUCCGGCCCCCGUACAUCUUGUACGUCCCGACGCUCGCAGGGACCGGAACAUGGAAGACGGAUGCCGGCAUCGGCCGGAGGAGAUGGCUGGGGACGCUGCAAGGGACACAUCGCGGGAGCGCAGGACAAGGUAAGUGCUGCAGGGAAUCCUUGGGCAACUCUGCAAGGUAUUCCCGAGUGUAGCUCGGGGUUUCCACUUUUGCUACACUCAGGAAUACCGCCAGGGAGGUUAAGGAAA